CAAUGGAGCCUGCAGCACUUCCGUUGCUCUGGUCCGUCCUCCCCUUAAUCAUCUUACUCUUCUUACUUGUCGUUAAAAUCUACACCUCGACUCCAGCGGGAAAGCGGCUGCCGCCGGGACCAUGGCAGCUGCCGCUCGUAGGCAGCCUCCACCACUUCCUGCUGUCGCGCCACGGCGACCUGCCGCACCGUGCCCUGCAGGAGCUCUCUCGCAAGCACGGCCCGCUCAUGCUGCUCCGCUUCGGUGCUGUGCCCACGCUGGUCGUCUCCUCUGCCGAGGCCGCCAGGGAGGUCCUCAAGACGCAUGACGCGGCCUUCGCCAGCCGCCACCUCACGCCAACGCUGGACAUCUUUAGCCGCGGUGGCCAAGACAUCCUCUUCUCCCCCUACGGUGACCUGUGGCGCCAGCUCCGACGCAUCUGCCUGCUCGAGCUCAUGAGCGCACGCCGCGUCCUGUCCUUCCGCCACAUCCGGGAAGACGAGGUAGCCGCCUUGAUCGGCUACAUCACAGACGAGUGUGCUCGCGGUGGCGGCUGCACGGUGGUAGAAAUUGGCCAGCUGAUCACCCGCACGGUCAACGACAUCGUGGUGCGGUCGGCCGUCGGCGGACGGUGCCCACGGCGGGACGAGUUCCUGCACGUGCUCGACCGGUCUGUGAAGCUCGCCGGUGGCUUUAACCUGUCUGACCUCUACCCAUCGUCAGCACUGGCGCGCUGGCUCAGCGGCGCCCUCCGGGAGACCGAGCGGUGCAACCGCAAAGCGCGUGCCAUUAUGGACGAUUUCAUCCGCGAGCGCAUCGACGGUGCCGGCGAGAGCAUGGAGGACCUUCUCGGGGUGCUGUUGAGGGUGCAGAAGGACGGCGGGACGCAGUGCCCUCUGGACCUUACCACCGACAUCAUCACCACUGUGGUCCAGGAAAUGUUCGUAGCCGGGAGCGAGACCUCGUCGACGACGCUGGAAUGGGCCAUGUCGGAGCUGGUGAGGAACCCGCGCGUCCUCCACAAGGCCCAGACAGAGGUACGAGAGGCACUCCAUGGACGGAGCAAGCUAGUGGAGGGUGACCUCGCUGGUGGGCGGCUGAGCUACCUCAACUUGGUGAUGAGGGAGACGUUGCGGUUGCACGCACCGUUGCCGUUCCUGCUGCCACGGCAGUGCCGAGAGCCAUGCGAGGUGAUGGGCUACCACAUCCCCGAGGGCACAAAGGUUCUGGUGAACGCCUGGGCCCUGGGCAGGGACGGCGCCUACUGGGAGGACGCUGAGGCAUUCAAGCCGGAGAGGUUCGAGGAGAGUAGCGCCGCCGCCAUGGACUUCAAGGGCGGCCACUUCGAGUACCUUCCCUUCGGGUCAGGCAGGAGGAUGUGCCCAGGCGUGGUGCUCGGCCUCGCCAACAUGGAGCUGCUGAUCGCCAGCCUUCUCUACCACUUCGACUGGGAGCUCCCCGGCGGCGGGAGACCGGAGGAGCUCGACAUGUCUGAGGCGUUUGGCAUCGCCGUCAGCAGGAAGUCCAAGCUCGUGCUGCACUCCACGCAGCGUAUCCCAUUCACGAAUUAAUCGAUUUAGCUCACUUCUAGAAGAAAAAAAUCAAGUUAGCUCGGGUGGCACGCGCACGCUCUGCGGAUCGUGUGUGUGUGUGUGUGUGUGUGUGUGUGUGUGUGUGAUAAUGCAUAUAUCAGCAGCGUAAACUAGGCCUCCAUUAUUUCUACAAGCGUGUGUAUCAGGAGAGAUAGCUUGGAGUAACCAGUUGCCCUGCAUGGCGGUGAUAGCAAGAACCCACAAUUGAAAAACAGAGGAAUAAACAUGCGUUAGUGACUGAAAAUAAUAGAAUGUAGAAUAAGAACAAAAAUAAAUACAAUAGGUAUCAGAUUGUAGAAUCAAUUCCAAAUUCUUAUGUUUGUAAGAGGAACCUGUUGCUAGCUUCAAAAAAAAACGAGGAACCUAUCGCUAGCUUCAAAAAAAAAGAGGAACCUGUUGCUAUCUUCAAAAAAAGAGGGCUGUGACAAAUUAGAAAUCUGACCCUUGAAGAACCACAUCAAACUUUAGCAGCCUUUGUGACCCCUUUUUCUUGCGAAUACGCAAAGCUUGUCUAUCAUUUCAUUGAUAGGAGAAAUUUGUGACCCCUUUGACAUGCUAUUUUUCAGCUGCUUCCC
This is a messenger RNA of Aegilops tauschii subsp. strangulata, 2146 nucleotides long. Its product is annotated as zealexin A1 synthase. The record is from RefSeq and is a predicted model, not a curated record. Lineage: Eukaryota; Viridiplantae; Streptophyta; Magnoliopsida; Poales; Poaceae. Gene Ontology annotation, molecular function: iron ion binding; monooxygenase activity; oxidoreductase activity, acting on paired donors, with incorporation or reduction of molecular oxygen.